AUGUUAACAGGUCGACAAAAGGUUGUAACGAAAGGUCCCGGCACUGCUGUGCGGGCACCACUCGGAACAUUAUACCGCGUUUACGGUUUUGUGGUCGUGCCUGCUAAUGGUAGUUCGGCCAUCGGUACAACUAAUCCCUCCGCGGAUGUGACGAGUACCGCCGCCUCCCAUGCCGUCGAAAGGGGAACGGUGUACAUUGUUAAUAGAAAUACGAAUGAAACAUCCACGUGCGGUAGUAGCGGGUCGACCCAUCCCUCUUGUCAUGAUGGGGGCACUCAUAUAAAUGAAUAUGACGAAUCUCCCUCCCGUAGUUUGUAUGAAGAUGCCGUUAGGGCAAUGUUGGACACGCCUUUGGGAGAUGUGGCGGUACGUAGAGCCGAUGACGGGCGUGUGACAGUGCGGGACCUUGCGUGGAGUGGCUCUAUUGAUCGAACCGUCCGCUCCACCGUUUGGCGCCUGCUUUGCGACUGCGUACCCCCAGCGCCAGCUUCUGCAGGACGGCAACAGACGGAGCUGCGGCGCAAGCGGGAAGAAUACGAAUACGUCAUGGCCAAGUGCUGUCCCAUAACAAUUACCGACUUUCUCCAACCCCGUGGGCGUGCCUCGCAGAGUGACUGGAGCCAGCAAGGCGGUGGCUCUUUAAUGGAGAUGCAUUUGUCGCCUGACGAUCGCAAAAACCUCUCGCAGAUUGCGUCAGACAUUCCAAGACACACGCAAGCUGUCUUUCGCCAUACAAAAACCGUGUCUGCGUUGGCUCGCUGUCUUUUCUUCUGGUCCCGGCGUUACCCUGCUGUGGGAUACGUACAGGGCAUUGAUGACAUUAUGGUAGUGUUUUUCUCCGUAUUUCUGGAGGGAGCCGUGGUGGAAUUCAACGCUUGCUGCUGUUGCUGUGAUGGUGGCCGCGUGUUGUGCGAAGAGCAGCUGCCUCGUAAUGAACAUGGCGGAAAACAUAUUCAUACUGAUGAUCGCAUAAAGAUCGAUGGCGACAAAGUUGGGAACGGCGGUUAUGGUGGUGGUGGUGGUUAUGCUGGUGACGAGCAUACGGUUAAGAAGAGUGUAAGGGGGAGUGGAAUAAAUACUUUCCGGGCAUGCAUAUCUCCAUCUGUUGUAUACACUGAUGACGUGGCUAAGUUUGGGGAGGCGAUGGAGAGACUUCCAGUGGAGGUGCUCAGGACUGCGGAGGCUGAUGCAUAUCUUUGUGGGGCUUUCUUCCUUUCGUGGUUGCAGGAUAACUUUGUGGAGGGUCAACCGGGCAUUCGAAGAACCUUGGCGCUCAUGGAAAGGGUUCUUAUAGUGUUGGACCCCGGUGUGCUCGAUGCCAUCACAUCACAAGGCAUUACUCUUAUGGAUUGUUGCUUCCAGUGGCUACACUGUUUGCUUGCUCGAGAACUCCCGCUACGUCUGGUGGUCCUUCUGUGGGAAAAGUACAUGGCUGUGCUGAAUAGUGAGACUGUUCAUGAUUUCCAUGCGUAUGUUUGCGCAGUGCUGCUCACGCGCGUACGCGACAAUGUAAUUGGACAACCGGUGGAUGUGAUAUUGAAUUUUUUGAAAGACCCAUUAGGCACGCGAUCAUUGCAGCUGCAGCACAUUCCUGACGACGAGAGUAAAUGCAGUCAAGGCUGGUUAGAAAAUCUGGUCGCGGAGGCGUGGCAGUUUUACAAGGGGCAUCCGCCAAGCAUGCUUGCGUAA
Trypanosoma brucei brucei TREU927 is the source of this 1689-nucleotide messenger RNA. RefSeq lists its product as hypothetical. Bases 1 to 1689 code for a protein of 562 amino acids. Gene Ontology annotation, molecular function: GTPase activator activity. Lineage: Eukaryota; Euglenozoa; Kinetoplastea; Trypanosomatida; Trypanosomatidae. Gene Ontology annotation, biological process: activation of GTPase activity. The record is from RefSeq and is a predicted model, not a curated record. The transcript has a single exon.